Molecule: messenger RNA, 3191 nt
Organism: Onychomys torridus (southern grasshopper mouse)
Lineage: Eukaryota; Metazoa; Chordata; Mammalia; Rodentia; Cricetidae
Gene: Ldb1
Product: LIM domain binding 1
Exons: 11
Coding region: 656-1783 (375 amino acids)
Biological process (GO): positive regulation of transcription by RNA polymerase II; negative regulation of transcription by RNA polymerase II; nervous system development
Cellular component (GO): transcription regulator complex; nucleus
Molecular function (GO): LIM domain binding
Source: RefSeq, a predicted model, not a curated record
GGGGAGGAGAGGGAGGGAGGGAGGAGGGAGAGAAAGGGAGAAAGGAAGGAGCAGGCGGGCGCUGCGUGUGUCUGAGUGUGCCAGUGUGAGUGAGUGUGAGUGCCGGGCCCUGCCUCUCCCGCCUCCCCAGCAGAGGGGCCCGGUGGCCGCGGGCGGGCGGGCGGGCGGGCUGCUCGGAGGCAGAGGCAGCAAGAGGCGGCGGCGGGCAGAGCCGAGGAGGAGGAGGAGAGAGGAAAGAGCCGAGCAGCCAUUGUUGAGGGAAACCUUGCAAACAAAGAAGGCUCCGGACUCCCCGCGGCCCCCCGCCCCCCAGGCCGGCCCCCUGGCCCCCGGUCCCCGGCCCAGUGGCCAUUGUAACUUUCCCCCCGGGCUGCGGACGCCGCGGGGCGGGCGGAGGCUGUGCAUGCGAGUCUUUGUGCGGCCUGCGGAGUGGAGCUCCCCGCCAGACCGGCCGGUCCCACUCGGGACAUGAGCUGCUGAAGUUGGCUCCACCUAAGUCCUCGCCCUUGCCAGGGUCCCUGAGGGCUUCCAGGCGCUCCCCGCACCUUCCCCGACCCACUCAGUUCUCCCAGGUUGUUCCUCAAAGUCAUUCAAGCUGUACUCGCCGAAGGAGCCCCCGAACGGCAACGCCUUCCCUCCCUUUCAUCCCGGCACCAUGCUGGAUCGGGAUGUGGGCCCAACUCCUAUGUACCCACCUACAUACCUGGAGCCUGGGAUAGGGAGGCAUACACCCUAUGGUAACCAAACCGACUAUAGAAUAUUUGAGCUUAACAAGCGGCUACAGAACUGGACAGAGGAGUGUGACAAUCUCUGGUGGGAUGCUUUCACGACUGAGUUCUUUGAGGAUGAUGCCAUGUUGACCAUCACUUUCUGCUUGGAGGAUGGACCAAAGAGAUACACCAUUGGCCGGACCUUGAUCCCACGAUACUUCCGCAGCAUUUUUGAGGGAGGUGCUACGGAGCUGUAUUACGUACUUAAGCACCCCAAGGAGGCAUUCCACAGCAACUUUGUGUCCCUCGACUGUGACCAGGGCAGCAUGGUGACCCAGCACGGCAAACCCAUGUUCACCCAGGUGUGUGUGGAGGGCCGGUUGUACCUGGAGUUCAUGUUUGACGACAUGAUGCGGAUAAAGACUUGGCACUUCAGUAUCCGGCAGCACCGAGAACUCAUCCCCAGGAGCAUCCUGGCCAUGCACGCCCAGGACCCCCAGAUGCUGGAUCAGCUCUCCAAAAACAUCACCCGGUGUGGGCUUUCCAAUUCCACUCUCAACUACCUCCGACUCUGUGUGAUACUCGAGCCCAUGCAGGAACUCAUGUCCCGCCACAAGACCUACAGCCUCAGCCCCAGAGACUGCCUCAAGACCUGCCUUUUCCAGAAGUGGCAGCGCAUGGUAGCACCUCCUGCGGAACCUGCGCGGCAGCAGCCCAGCAAACGGCGGAAACGGAAGAUGUCAGGGGGUAGCACCAUGAGCUCGGGGGGCGGCAACACCAACAACAGCAACAGCAAGAAGAAGAGCCCAGCCAGCACCUUCGCUCUCUCCAGCCAGGUACCUGAUGUGAUGGUGGUGGGGGAGCCCACCCUGAUGGGCGGGGAGUUCGGGGACGAGGACGAGAGGCUCAUCACUCGGCUGGAGAACACGCAGUUUGACGCGGCCAACGGCAUUGACGACGAGGACAGCUUUAACAACUCUCCUGCACUGGGCGCCAACAGUCCCUGGAACAGCAAGCCUCCAUCCAGCCAAGAGAGCAAAUCGGAGAACCCCACGUCACAGGCCUCCCAGUAAAGGCCCUGCCAUGGCCACCCAGUGCUCUGCCUGCCCCACCCCUCACGGCCCCAGGGAGCAGAAGAUGGAAUAGGAGACUGAGCAUCUGCAAUGGGCAACCUCCAUCCACCCACUUCAGGGAGGAACUGGACUCACUGGGGCAGGUGCCAAGAUUUGCCCCCCAGUUACCCUGGGCUGGGCCUGGCCCCUGCAGAGCCUUUUGGGGGAAGGGGGUACUCUUGUGGAUGCCUAUGUGGACCCUGGGCCUCUGAGAAAUGUCCUGACCCUCCUCUCCCCAGGGCAUUUGCCCCCAUUCUCACCCCAGGUUCUGGGUGUCCCAGCCUCCUGAUUUGUCCUCUGAGCCUGGUGUUUAUACCCACAGCCCUUAGGGGCUUAAAGUUAUGGGGCUUGGUCGAAUGCCUUUCCCCUAAGUGGCUGUUAAUAGAGGGUAAAAUUCUGGGCUCCUCCCUUCUGCCACUUACCCAGCUCCAAGUUUUUAAAAAAAAAAUAAUAUUAUUAAAAAUGUAAAUUAAAAAAAAAGUCACUCAUGUUCCCCUAUUCCCCUCUUGCAAAUCCAGCUACCUCCCUCCUUCCGGCUGAUGGAGGGCCCAGGGCCCAGGUGGGGUAAGAGUUGGGGCAGGGGAGUAUGCCUCCCAUUUUAUACAGUUUGAGACGCUUCAGACCAAGGAGACACGUUGCCAUCUCUCUUCUCUUCCCCUGGGGUGACUGGAGUUGGGGGCAGCAUGCCAUCGCUUAGGGAUGGGAUCACUGAUGACCACAUCCUUUGACAACCCCUGUUGUCUGUCCCACCACGGUGUGUAUUUUUACAGUCCUACCAGAGCAGCUGUCUUGGAUGGGUGGGGAGGACAGAGUGAAGGGGCCGUUUCGUUUGUCACUGUGCUUUCUUGUCUCAGUGUGUCAGGAAUAGGAUGAGAGGACCUUAUCCACUUGAUUCCAGAACCCUCCUCUCCUAGCCCUCAAACUGUGUAUUUUAGUCCUAACCUCUCUUUCACUGAGGGAAAGGAGCUUAUGCCCACCAGGGAGAAAAGGCCUCUGCCCUCCCCCAAGCUGAGGUAGACAUUCCCCUCCCAGUGCCCCCUCCCUCAUAGAAGGGGGGACAGUCAGUAGCCUCAGCUCCAUUUCCUAAUUGGAGCAUGUGGUCAGGGUGAGUAGAGGCCAGGAGCAGGGUUCUGUGGUUCUAUGGCUCAUGGCUCUGCUGCCUUUUCCUGUGGCCAGUCCCAGAGUGUGUGGGUACCUCCUCUCUCCCCGUUCUCCCUUUUGGAUUAUGGGGUCCCUUGUGCCCUGCUUCCUCCAUGCCAGCCACUUUUGGGAGGAUGCUGUCAGGAGCCAAAGGAAAGGGUGAGGAAGGUGGAUGUCCCAUCUCUACUGUAAUGAUUUUUUCUUCUCCUAUUUUUUUCUUUCUUUUUUC